GGACUGAAUGGAUGGCAGAGAUUCAAAACACAUACUAUAGCUUCCUUACACAGCAAUUGAUAAAACUUAUCAAACAUUUUUUUUGGCGUCCUCUGUGAUAACAAAAUAUUGAAACCCUGGCUUUAAUUUUACACAAUCUAUCGCACAGUCCAUUCGCGCCGUGAUUAAGUAACACCUGUAGCAUUUUCUUGAGGAGACUUUUCUUCGGGAAAAUGUGAUUUUUAAUUUGGGAAAAUCCAGUGAAAGUGUUUUAUAUGUGAGUGCAAAAAUGGGGGUGAGAGAGGAGGUUAUUGUGGAAGAAGCUGAUGAUGAACAACCCAAGGAAGAGGUGAAAAAAGUGCCACCUGAUGGAGGAUGGGGUUUCGUGGUGAUUUUUGCCUACGGACUGGCCAAUGGAAUCGUGAUUCCAGUACUUCAGGUCUUCGGGCUGAUCUACAAUGUUCAAUUCCAGGCUAUGCAACUGACUGCCACGGAUUCAGCCAUGAUCGUGAAUAUGGCAUCAGCUGUGGGAAUGGGAAUGGGCUUAUUUAAUGGGCCUCUGCUGAGAAUUUACGGCUUCAGGAAAGUGAGUGUGGCGUCUGGAGUAUUCUUCUCAGUUGGACUCAUUCUCACCUCUUGGGCAACAACUUUCACUCAUUUCAUUAUUACCUACAGUAUUCUAACAGCUAUUGGUUUUGGAAUGGCCACUUCAGGCUUCUCUCUCGCUCUAAAUUCCUACUUUGUGGUCAGGAGGAACAAAGCCAUGGGUAUCGCAAUUACAAUCACAGGGCUUGGACCAAUAUUCCUUCCACAACUAGUGACUAUUCUUCUUGCGGAAUAUGGAGUUCAGGGAUGCGUCUUGAUUAUCUCAGCUGUCUCCAUGCAUAUUAUCUUAGCUGGGCUACUGCUUCAACCAAUUAAGUGGCAUCUUGUAGAAGCUAAAGCUCCUCCAGAACCACCUCCAAUCAAAGAAUUUGAGAUGCAAGAGAGACCUUUUAAAUCAGAAGUGAUACCCUUGAGAAUUGAUUCCAAAAGAAGCAGUGUCUCUUCCUGUCACAUCAUUGAAGCUAAGACAGAUUCUCUACCUAGGAAAGUACCGGAAAAGAAGGAGGAAACUUGGGAAUUUCCUUCAGAUGAUGAAGAGAUGUACUUGGAGUAUCCUUACAGAAGGAUCUCAAUUGAUCACAAUGCUGAUCUUCAGAAUAUUUACGGAUUUGAAGUGAUCCCUGCUAUGAAGUUCAAUCUUCAGUGCCAGGCUUCCAAGGGUCAUGAUGCGCUUCCUGUUAAAAAGUCUGCCACUUUCUCAGAUCUGCAGAGAGUGAAAAUGGAUAUGGGAAGUCCUCCGCCGUCUCCUGGACCCUUGAGUGCUAUUCCAAAGAAGCGCUGGUUUGAAACAGGAUCUCUGGACACUGUCAAUCUCGGGAGUUCUGUCAAGAUCUUUGACGAGAAAUUCCACGAGCCCAAAGAUCCUAAGAGAAGUCAUCCUGGGAGCUGUGCGAAGAUGUCAGAAGGUGUUGCGGAAGAAGAAACUCUGACAAAUAGUAAAAAUAAAUCCUUGAAAAAACCUCUCCAAAGAUCCAUGAGCACUGAAAGCUACUAUGCAAAUCUUCCCAUCCGGAAACCUCGGAAACCCUUUAAAAGUAUUAUUCGACACCAAAUACGGCGAGUGGUAAAGUUCUUCGAUCUGGAUCUCCUGCGUGAUCUCGUCUACGUGAACUUGAUGUUGGGCAUGUCCAUUGCAAUCUUCGCAGAACUGAACUUUUCUCUCUUCACGCCCUUCAUCCUUGCCGACAUGAAUUUCAGCACCGAAGAGAUCGCUUCUGUGAUGUCUCUACUUGCGAUUUCUGACAUCAUCUUCCGUUUCCUAGCUCCCUUCAUCGGCGACUACUUCCACCAGUCACCCAAGCACAUGUACAUGUACAGUUUGGUGAUGCUGAUCAUCGGCAGAGCCUGUGUUCCUUUUGCUCACAGCUACUCAGCUAUGCUAGGAGUAGGUUUCUUUCUGGGCGUAGGCAAAGGAGUACGAUCGGUGUAUAUGGGUCUCGUCAUUCCCAGCUACAUCUGCAUCGAGAGACUGGCUUCAGCUUCAGGGCUUCAGAUGCUCACCAAUGGGUUUUUGCUUCUAACCUUGGGACCUACGAUGGGUAUCAUAAGGGAUAUUUCCGGAAGUUACGUCAAUUGCAUUAUCUUCAUCAACCUCACAACAGCCGCAACGUUGGUUAUGUGGACAGCCGAGAUCAUCUAUCACAAAUAUCGAAAACCUCCCGCCCAAGAUGCCCCCAAUGGCACGCAGCAAAAUGGCAAAUAGUUAAUCAAAGAGGAAAUCACCACACAAACUUCCAACCAAGAUCAUUUUGAUGGCAUACAAUCUCACAAUAGAGUCACAUAUUUUUCCCUUGGCAAUUCACCUACGCAAGAAAAUUCUCAUAAGAUGAAUUUCUCCGGUUUUUGAUGCGAGAAAGUCAAUGCGAAAAAGUGACUUUAUGAGCAUGGAAAUCAAUGAAAGCCUUUCCUUCAACAAUGCUUGAGCUGGGUUUGUGUGCAUUUUUCUCUCAAAAGUAAGUCAGGAAAAAUUGAUUUAUUUCCCAUCACAAUAAUCUCUCCUCUUGUGAUCGAGUGAUUGCUAGUGUUUCUUUUAGUUUAGAGAUGAUUAUUUUGUUGUUUGCAAAAAAAAAGGGAGAGACUCUAUGAGCAUGAGAAGAAAUAAAAGGUGUUAUUUUUAAUUGUUA
Molecule: messenger RNA, 2708 nt
Organism: Phlebotomus papatasi
Lineage: Eukaryota; Metazoa; Arthropoda; Insecta; Diptera; Psychodidae
Exons: 4
Coding region: 269-2287 (672 amino acids)
Biological process (GO): monocarboxylic acid transport; transmembrane transport
Molecular function (GO): monocarboxylic acid transmembrane transporter activity
Source: RefSeq, a predicted model, not a curated record